Messenger RNA from Meriones unguiculatus (Mongolian gerbil), 910 nucleotides. Its product is annotated as potassium channel subfamily K member 16-like. Gene Ontology annotation, biological process: potassium ion transmembrane transport; stabilization of membrane potential. Gene Ontology annotation, cellular component: membrane. Bases 32 to 910 code for a protein of 292 amino acids. Gene Ontology annotation, molecular function: potassium ion leak channel activity. The transcript has 5 exons. NCBI's taxonomy places the organism in Eukaryota, Metazoa, Chordata, Mammalia, Rodentia, Muridae. The record is from RefSeq and is a predicted model, not a curated record.
CUCACAGCCUCCGCAGGGUCCUGGCCGCACAAUGCCCCUUGCUGGGCUCUGCAGCUGUUGGAACGGCCGGGUGCUGCCUCUGCUUACGGCGUAUAUCUUCUACCUGCUGCUCGGGGCCACCAUUUUCCGGCUGCUGGAGAAACAAGCGGAAGCUCAGUCCAGGGACGAGUUCCAGCUGGAAAAGCUGCGCUUCCUGGAGAACUACACCUGCCUGGACCAGCAGGCCCUGGAGAAGUUCGUGCAGGUCAUCCUAGAAGCCUGGGUGAAAGGUGUGAACCCCAAAGGCAACUCUACCAACCCCAGCAACUGGGACUUCGGGAGCAGUUUCUUCUUCGCAGGCACAGUGGUCACCACCAUAGGUUACGGAAACCUGGCACCCAGCACAGAGGCAGGGCAGGUUUUCUGUGUCUUCUAUGCCCUGAUAGGUAUCCCGCUCAACGUACUCUUCCUCAACCACCUGGGCACAGGGCUGCGUGCCUACCUGACCACACUGGACAGGUGGGAGGAGCACUCCAGGCGUUCCCAGCUCCUGCAGGUCCUGGGCUUGGCUCUGUCCCUGACCCUGGGGACCCUGGUCAUUCUCAUCUUCCCAGCCAUGUUAUUCAGCCGUGUGGAGGGCUGGAGCUUUGGAGAGGGUUUCUACUUUGCCUUCAUCACCCUCAGCACCAUUGGCUUCGGAGACUACGUUGUCGGCACAGACCCCAGCAAGCAUUACAUCACCAUGUACCGGAGCUUGGCAGCUGUGUGGAUCCUCCUAGGGCUGGCAUGGCUGGCAGUGGUCCUCAGCCUGGGAUCCCUGCUUCUGCACAGGUGCUCCCGGCUCUGGCUACUCAUCAGAGGUCUGGACCCCAAGGAUGGAGCAACCCCUGACCCUGACCCCAGACCUCAGAAGAUCCCCAUCUCUACAUGA